Molecule: messenger RNA, 1088 nt
Organism: Triplophysa dalaica
Lineage: Eukaryota; Metazoa; Chordata; Actinopteri; Cypriniformes; Nemacheilidae
Gene: mrps15
Product: mitochondrial ribosomal protein S15
Exons: 8
Coding region: 126-926 (266 amino acids)
Biological process (GO): translation
Cellular component (GO): ribosome
Molecular function (GO): structural constituent of ribosome
Source: RefSeq, a predicted model, not a curated record
CUUGCGCAUCGUUUUUCUGAAGUUGUUUACUAAUGUCUGAUAGAAUAUGGCGGCGCACGUGAGCUGAAAGGGUAAAUGUGUUGCCCAAGAGCGUAUGUAAAAGGACAUUAUUAUAAUUAAUCAGAAUGGUUUUAAAAAACAUUUUUCGAACCACAUCGUUGUGUUUGCGGACAUGGAGUGUGUUUUCAAGCGUGAAGCAGGCCAGUACUGCGUCGUCCGUACUUAAACAGGUUCAAUGCAGUUCUUAUAUGAACUGGACGUUAGCACGAAACUAUAAAGGCGAUGAAGCCUUUCCAAACCAACAAGUGAGACAGUAUGCUCGGGCAGUUAGAAAGAAACAAGAAUUCCCAAGUCAGCUCCAGGACCUGCCUCCAUCUAUGCUAAAGCUUGAAUACGCAUCCGUCCCGCUUGCACAUACGGUUGACGAUGUGGUGAAGAAACUGCUCACCCUGGAGUUUGCAAAUCAUAGUGAAAAACUGCGAAUGAAAGAGGAAGAGCUUAUUACAAAGGUCCAGAGAGAUGAGAAAGACCGCACCUCAACAGAAGUUAAGGUGGCGAUUUUGACAGCACGAAUUCGCAACUUCCAGGAGCACUUACACAAACACCCCAAGGAUAAAGCUAACAAAAGAUGGAUGCUUAUGAGCAUUGACAGCCGGAAGAAAAAGCUCAAGUUUCUGAGAAGGACCCGCUAUGAUGCGUUUGAGAAAGUGUGUAAAGAACUAGAUAUCACAUACACGUUCCCCCCUGAAUACUACCGACGGGUCACCCGACGCUGGCUGGCCAAAAAGGCCUUUUGCAUUAAGGUCUUUAAGGAAGUACAGAAACAAAAAGCUGAGCAGCAAGCAAAAGAGAGAGCAGCUGUAGCUCAAAGAGAAGAGACAACAUCCUCCACAGAGUCCUCAAAACCAAAAGAAACUUCAGUGUAAACAAGUUCAUACAGCCAAGAAAGAAAACUAUGUUAUUGAUAGUGUGAGGAGAUGCUUGUAUAUCUGUAUGGCAAUCGAACACAUCCCAUUGUCAUCCAGAUGUUCCCUUUUGAUUCAUAUGUGUGUUACAGAUGAAAAAUAAAUGUGAAAAAAUGAAUAAUA